Molecule: messenger RNA, 2787 nt
Organism: Archocentrus centrarchus (flier cichlid)
Lineage: Eukaryota; Metazoa; Chordata; Actinopteri; Cichliformes; Cichlidae
Gene: sptssa
Product: serine palmitoyltransferase, small subunit A
Exons: 2
Coding region: 93-299 (68 amino acids)
Biological process (GO): ceramide biosynthetic process
Cellular component (GO): serine palmitoyltransferase complex
Molecular function (GO): serine C-palmitoyltransferase activity
Source: RefSeq, a predicted model, not a curated record
UUAAACGUCACGCUACCGGAAAAUACCACGAAACACGUACCGAGGGCAAGAACCGUGAGGAAGGGACUAAGUUGUUUUUAAAAGUUAGGACCAUGGCUCUUGGAGAGUGUUGGAAGCAGUUAUCCUGGUUUUACUACCAAUAUCUUCUGGUAACAGCCUUGUACAUGUUGGAACCCUGGGAGAGGACGGUGUUCAACUCUCUGCUGAUCUCUGUGGCCGGUAUGGUCCUAUACACCGGCUAUGUGUUCAUGCCACAGCACAUCAUGGCCAUCUUGCACUACUUUGAGGUCAUCCAGUGACAGUGACUCCAUCUGUCCACCAGCUGGUCCUGUAUGUCUCUGGCUUCCUGUCCGUCCAUCUACCUACUCCCCCUUCACCCACCUGUCUGCUGUCUCCUGGGGUUCUGCAAUAGAGGUUCUCUCCUUUCCAAAACGGAUCCAUUAUCAGCAGUCAAACCUUUGCGGGUUGAGCCAGACAAAGUCAUUCCUCGUGACUGUUUCUCUGCCACUGAAAUUUUUUUGGAUCGUGGGCGAUGCUGGACUUGCAGGCAAAGCCUUGAAAAGGAGCGUGCUUGGUUUUGUUUUACGUUUGGUGUUUUUAUUUUAUUUUUUUCUUUGACUCAAGCACACCUUACUGUUUUGUAACUGUGUGUGUGUGUGUGUGUGUGUGCGCACGCAGUGACCAAGCUGGUUUGUUAAUUGCAUUAAUACGCUAAAGCCAAUCUUGUCUUAGUUGCAUUCAGAGCCAUGACCCACAGACUGAUGGACAGAAUACUUCCAUAGAAUAAAGAAUGUACAAGUUUUCAAGCAGGAUCAGAUCAGCAGGAGGCCUGAUUGUCAGUCUGGGAUGUCAAGUUGUUGCUUUUAGGGAAUGGUAAACCUUUUUCCACCGUAACUAGUUCCCAUCCCUUUUAUGGUGAGGUUUGUACAUGCAGGCAUUGUAAUGAGGCAUGUCAGAAACAAAACAGUAUGAUUUUUGAACUUUUGUAUCCUCAAACAUUCUGUCAAAAGGCUUAAUACUGUGGCAGUACCAUAAAGGUCAAAUGCAUGAGUUACACUGCUGAGUAACUUCCCGUCAAAACAAAGGCACUUGCAGUGACUUAAAUGAGUGAUUUAUUCUCCACGUUGGAGAUGCAGAUCUGUAGUAAAUGCUUUUAUUUCUACUUACAUAAUUUCUAUAAAGACUUUCAUCCAUAUCCCACCAGUCAAAGCUGGAUCAGAAUGUAAGUGUGAUGAAGCAGUGUUGGCCUUUUUAAACUCUACUGAAUGUUGGUCUUAAAAAAAAUGACGAUCUUCCCUACCCGAAGGUCUUGAGUAGACAUGAGUUAAACUCUGGGAGAAAUAAUCACUUAUAAAUCUGGUUAGUCCCCACCAAAUAUUUUAAUACUGUCUUUUUUUUCCCCCCCGUCUUUUUUUGAUUGAUCCUGUAGUUAUUUGAAACUCCGUGGAUCAAAUGAAUAUUCAUUGCAGUGUAAACUUUCUUGCUUGCUUGCUUAACCAAAUUAAUGAUUUGAUUGUAAACAGACCAGUUUUCUGUGUGCUGGGUUAAGGUAUUUUAAUGCCAUCACUGCAAGUCAAAUAGUCAUCUGUUGACUGCAGCAAAUACACCCCCAAGCCACUGAAUGAACUGCAAACUGAGCGUCUCAUUGUCACAAAACUGUGUGUUUAUUAAUUUGGUGAUGAAGGAAAUCUAUAAAUGUUGUUGAACUUGUCUCUAAUCUGCUUCGAGGUCGGUCUGACGCUGAACACACCAAGAACAGCUGUUCAAUCACUAACAUUAAAUUCACUUUGAUCUGCUGACAAACUAAACAUCUCAUGUUUAAAUAGAACCAGUUCCACAGUUCUAAUGUGUGGCCAUUAACACAGGAAUAAACAGCAGCCCUGAAAGCAGACCCAGCGAGAUAACUUGAAUUAAAAUGUUUAUUUUACGGCUCUGUGGGUUAAGACACCAGAUUAAUGAUUUUCUGCAGCAUCAAUCUCUUUUUUUUAUUUGCAGCAGUGUUGGAUUUUACUGUUAUGUUUUCAUGUUCUGUAUAGAUCUUUAAUCACCAUUUUAUCAUCAUCAGAGCAAAUUGAUAACCAUCGUUGUGACACCCGUUAUCUCCAACUGUGGUUUUAGGGGUUUUUUUGUUGUGUCGAUCUUUGUGGUCUUCCUCAAUGGAGUUGCCUUCAUAGUGGAACCGUCUCUAUAAUCUCAGUGAUACGUUUUAUAUAGAUCCUCAGACCUUGAAGCAAAUGGCUAACAUAAUAGGACACUACACAUGUGGUUUUGUCUGCUUGUACAAAAGCCAACGGUGACACUUUAACUGUUAGUGUGUCUCAGAUUACAGGAUGCGUUCCUUGGUUAUCCAAAUUCUGUUUUACGGUGGUCAACAUUCAGCAAUCUCCUCAGCAUUGAAAUGUUAAAGAAAAUACAUUUUAAUGUGAACUAGGGGUGGGACGCGUUAAUUUUGAUUAAUUAAUUACGGGGAAAUUAACGAAUUAAAAAUUUUAACGCAUUUUAAUCGCAAUUUGCAGCGUGGAACGUUUCUCAGUGCACGAGUUCCAGGCAUACAGAUUAUAUCGACGCACAAUGUCCAAAUUCAGGGGCUGCAUCGUUCGAAGGACCCGGCCCACGUCCUUUGCGGCCCACGUCCUUUGCAGCCCACGGAGACCGCAAAGGGAGGAAGUGAGCGGCUAGCCUUCAUAUCAGCGUCGCCUGUCGUCACCUCUGCGUAGCUCAUGUCGCCAAACAACGUGAGUGCGAAGCACAGCUGUGUAAAAGCAGCUGGUUAAACGGAGAACGAAC